This is a messenger RNA of Manacus vitellinus (golden-collared manakin), 1634 nucleotides long. Its product is annotated as thiamine transporter 2. Gene Ontology annotation, biological process: transmembrane transport; vitamin transport. Gene Ontology annotation, molecular function: thiamine transmembrane transporter activity. The transcript is spliced from 7 exons. Gene Ontology annotation, cellular component: plasma membrane. Lineage: Eukaryota; Metazoa; Chordata; Aves; Passeriformes; Pipridae. The record is from RefSeq and is a predicted model, not a curated record. Bases 1 to 1581 code for a protein of 526 amino acids.
AUGAGGAGUCCUCCAGAGGAGCAAGAAGCAGCAGAGGAGACUUUUCCCCUGGAAGUAAGAAAGGAAGAGCUCCAGCAGACAAGCUUUGCUGCAGAGGCCAUGGCCUGCUGGAAGCAAGAGAAAAGCAGCACCUGGACUUUUCCCACCCUGAUUCUCUGCCUCUAUGGAUUCUUCUACAUGAUGAAACCAUCAGAACCUUUCCUAACACCCUAUCUAACAGGACCAGAUAAAAACCUGACCACAGAUGAGGUUACCAACCAGAUUUUGCCUGUUUGGACAUACUCCUACCUCGCCCUCCUGUUCCCAGUCUUCCUGCUCACAGACUACCUGCGCUACAAGCCCGUCCUCCUCCUCCAGGGCAUCAGCCUCAUCGUCACCUGGCUCCUGCUCCUCUUUGCACACGGAGUGCUGGCCAUGCAGGUGGUGGAAUUCUUCUACGGGAUGGUGACGGCCACUGAGGUGGCCUAUUACGCCUACAUCUACAGCGUGGUCAGCACCAACCGCUACCAGAGGGUGACCAGCUACUGCAGGAGCAGCACUCUGGCGGCAGCCACUGUUGCUGCCGUGCUGGGACAGCUGCUGGUGUCCUUGGCAGACGUGUCCUACUUCUACCUCAACGCCAUUUCUUUGGCUUCCGUGGCCCUGGCCUUCCUGUGUGCGUUUUUCCUCCCCAUGCCCCAGAAGAGCAUGUUCUUCCACAGGAAAGAUGCCUCCCAGUCUCUCCCGGGGCCUGACAAAGUUGCGGCUCCGGCCGGUUCUGACCGUCCCUCGAGCUGCCAAGAGGACACGAGCUCCGACUCUGCUGGCAGGAGCCCAACACCCCAACAGCAGGCUGGGAAUGCCAAGCCCUGGAAUCACAUGCUCAGAGUGCUGGUGCAGCUGAGCAAGGACCUGAGGGAUUGCUACAGCUCCAGGAAACUUCUCUACUGGUCCCUGUGGUGGGCUCUGGCUACGGCCGGCUUUAACCAAGUGCUGAAUUAUAUCCAAGUGCUGUGGGAUUUCCGAGCCCCCUCUCACAGCUCUGCAGUGUACAAUGGAGCUGUUGAAGCACUAGCGACUUUUCUGAGCUCAGUAACGUCUUUCCUAGUACAAUAUAUGAAAAUUAACUGGGACCUGUUUGGAGAACUGGCUUUAGGGAUCUUCUCUGCAGUAGAUGCUGGUUCUCUGUUUCUCAUGCACUUCUCUACCAACAUCUGGGCGUGUUAUGCUGGCUAUCUCAUUUUCAAGGCCUGCUAUAUGCUCCUCCUGACAAUAGCAACGUUCCAGAUUGCCAUCAAUCUGAGCAUGGAACGCUAUGCUUUGAUGUUUGGAUUCAACAACUUCAUUGCCCUGGUGAUUCAGACCAUUCUUACAGUAGUUGUUGUGGAUUCGAGAGGCCUGGGGCUGGACAUAGUGACUCAGUUUUUAAUUUAUGGCAGCUACUUUGCAGUCAUACACGGGAUUUUCAUGAUCAGAAGCAUUUGUGUGCUUGUCUCAAGCAAAUGCAAAAGGAAAAUAGCAAGAUGCUGCAAAGAGCAGCUGAACCAUGCUGAGCACCAAUCCAGAGAGCAGAUUGUUACAGGCUAUUUGACACGGCUGUAGGAGGCAGGCAGGCUCCUUGGCCAGGCCCUCCUGGGAGAAGAGCUCAGGCUGCA